AUGGUUAAGGAUACAGAAAAUAGCAGUCCAAGAAAGCAAGAAACCCAACGCUCCAUCUACGAUUUCACCCAAAAGCAGGUGAAUAAAGAGAAUGAAGAUUUCGUAAAGGUGACGCGAUGCGAUCAAAUCAAAGAGGAGACUGAAGUUAACGGCGGUUUUUCCAACGAUGGCCCAAGAGCGGCAAAGGUGGAACCUAUAAUCAAAUCAGAGCCAUUGAAUGAGACGAAUGGAACCAGUGCUGACAGCGAGGCGACAAUUAAGGUUGAUCUCGAGACCUCGUUGCUAUUUCAAACCCCAAACUUCGACCAAGAUUUACCAGAGGAUCCACGCGAGCCUAUAUCUCAUGAAUCUAGCGUCUUUUGUCCCGUUUGCGAACUUGAUAUAUCGUCAUUGGACAUACGCGAAAAGACUGAUCACGUAGAUACCUGUCUUGUACGCGUGACGUUUGUGGAUGAGAAACCAAAAAUAAAAGCCACUACACUGAUUCUUAACAAGCGAUCACCAUUACCAAAGGAAAAGAAUGUAGGGGCCACGAAUGGAAAGAAACGGAAAACCGAAAAGGAGAAAAGACGAUAUAUAAACAUUGAAACUAAUACAGAAAAGAAGAUAAAGAUCAUCAAACCACCGGCAACAACUGCAAGUUCUUCUAUAUCGCGCAGAAAUGAAAUCUCGGCGUUAAAAACGAUGACUUUUCCUGUUGAUAAGAAGCUGGGGUCAAAUUACCAAGUAUCCGUUGACGCGUUUUGCUUUGCACCACACCCUGUUAUUGACAAAUACUUUUUGACUCAUUUUCACGCUGACCAUUACGGAGGAAUAUCCAAGAAAUGGACGUAUGAUCGGGUUUUUAAAGAUGAUACCGAUUAUGAUAACGAUGAAAAGUAUAAACGAGUUAUUUAUUGUACUGAGAUUACUGGUAAGUUGCUAACGUUGUACUUUUCAAUUGAUCCACGUUUCAUUCAACAAAUGGCUAUGGAUACACGGUACAAAGUCAGAGAUUAUGGUCCAGUUGACGUUGCUGAUGGUGGUUUUAUCAGUGAUGAGGAUUCACCAGGGUUGUAUGUUACACCGAUUACUGCAAACCAUUGUCCUGGUGCUGGAAUUUUCCUUUUUGAGUCCAUCGGUUUGGAUGGGAAUGUACACCGCAUUCUUCAUUGUGGAGACUUUAGAGUCAACAUGACAAUAUUGGACCAUCCUUUGCUCAAGAGAUUCAGUGUCUCAUCUCAAAGGUUUGAAGAUUCUUUGAGAAUCGACAAAGUGUAUUUAGACACAACAUACAUGAACCCCACCUACAAUUUCCCCAAGCAAGAAUUGGUCUGUGACACCAUUGCGCAAUUGUUUGAACAUUUAACCGCCCAGGAUGACAACAUCACGAGCAAUGACUUGUUCAACACUUGGUUUGGGAUGUUGACACAGUCAAGAAUCACUGAUUUCUGGAAACCUACUUCAGCAAUGAAAAAGAAAAAGUUUUUAAUAUUGGUGGGGACUUAUGUGAUUGGCAAGGAACGGUUAGCGAUUGCUAUACUGAAAAAGCUUCAUUGUCCCAUAUAUGCGCUGAACAUCAACAAUAGGAAGAACAAAUAUGAUCUACUACGAACUUAUGAGGAUGAAUACUUAGAUCUGGUCUUAACUGAUGAUGAAUUGGGGAGAGGCUAUGGUUCCGAAUGCAUUGUUCAUCUUGUUCCGAUGAAUAUAGUUGGCUCAGUGCAAGAGUUAUCCAACUAUUUCAAUCACAAUCGUUACUAUGAAGCUUUUGAACGUUGUGUUGGAUUGAGACCAACAGGUUGGAGUUUUGCGCAAAAUGGAAAGAAGGAACCCGAAUCCCUGGACUCGAUCCAACCAACACCUUUACAGGCAGUGGCAGAUUUGAUGGCAAAUACCACUACGUAUACGUAUAUUGACAACAUCCUAUCGCAAGCUCCCAAAAACAGAGGCAAACAUAAACCCGAUCAAGAGUUGUACCGAAUAUAUUCGCUACCGUAUAGUGAACAUUCUUCAUUUCGAGAAUUGGCUUAUUUCGUGGUAUUUUUCAACAUUGGUCAAGUAAUUCCUACUGUCAAUUGCCACAAUGAAUUCAAUCUUCAGCGUAUGGAGUCCAUUAUUGGAACCUGGGAGCAGUUGAGACGCAUCAAGACUGGUCAUAUGAACGAAGUGGAUGCAACUGUUACACCUGAAUUGAUUGAGCAAGUACAAAAUUUGUCCUUAAAUACGUUUUAG
Lodderomyces orthopsilosis Co 90-125 is the source of this 2214-nucleotide messenger RNA. RefSeq names its product DNA cross-link repair protein PSO2. Gene Ontology annotation, biological process: interstrand cross-link repair; protection from non-homologous end joining at telomere; double-strand break repair via nonhomologous end joining. The record is from RefSeq and is a predicted model, not a curated record. The transcript has a single exon. NCBI's taxonomy places the organism in Eukaryota, Fungi, Ascomycota, Pichiomycetes, Serinales, Debaryomycetaceae. Gene Ontology annotation, molecular function: 5'-3' DNA exonuclease activity; damaged DNA binding. The coding region runs from base 1 to 2214 and encodes 737 amino acids.